AUGGCGCUGUCGACGCCGACGGGCUACUACAAGUGCGGUCCAACCCAAUCCCCAACCCUAUCGUACGCACCUGCCACUUCGGCCCUACCACCAGAGACGGACACCCAAGUUCGUUGCGACGCCGGAGGGUUAUUAGGGGGUAUCCCAAUGGAUAGGACGCCCGCGGGUGGCUGUCGGCUUGAGCUGGUGCGGUACCAUCAUGAAUAUCGGGAUGGGUGGACGGGGAGGAAGGGUGGAAGCCAGGGCGACAUUGGGAAAAAACACGGGCCAUCGGCAGACAAGCAAUAA
This is a messenger RNA of Triticum turgidum subsp. durum (durum wheat), 288 nucleotides long. The record is from the annotation of a GenBank genome assembly. Lineage: Eukaryota; Viridiplantae; Streptophyta; Magnoliopsida; Poales; Poaceae.